CGCAAAUGGUGCGCUAACUGUGCGUGUUACCUUACGUCCUCAACCAUAUAUGAAAAUUGGUUGAUAUUCCGGCGAAGAAUCCGUCGGAGGGGGCGCAGAGGCGGUGGAGAUGCGCCGUCACCGUCGUGAAGAACCGCCGGAGACGGUUCCGCAUGAUCGUGGAUCUCGCCAAGAAAUCCGAAGCCAAGACUAAGCUUCUCAAAAUCCAGGAACACCUAAAAACUCUUAUUUACGUUCAACAAGCAGCAAUCAGGUUUCUUGAUGGUGUUGGUCAAGGUGAUGAGCUCUCAAAAGAAGCUAGAGAGGCAGGGUUUAGAAUUCACCCAAAUCAACUCGCAUCUGUUGUUCGUAGUCAUGACACCAAGGGGUUGGAACUCUUUAAAGGAGUUGAGGGAGUUGCAAAAAAAGUGAAUGUCUCAUUGGAUGAAGGUGUCAAAUUAAGUGACAUACCUAUCAGGGAAAAGAUCUACGGCUUCAACAGAUAUACUGACCAGCCUUCUAGAGGCUUCUGGAUGUUUGUAUGGGAGGCACUGCAGGACAUUACCCUCAUAAUCCUUAUGGUCUGUGCUGUCGUGUCUAUAGUUGUAGGACUCGCUACUGAAGGGUGGCCAAAGGGCAUGUAUGAUGGGCUGGGAAUCAUUCUCAGUAUUUUUUUGGUAGUUAUGGUCACUGCAGUCAGUGACUACAAGCAAUCCUUGCAAUUUAAAGAUUUGGAUAAAGAAAAGAAAAAGAUUAUAGUUCAGGUCACUAGAGAUGGGUAUAGACAGAAAGUCUCCAUAUUCGACUUGGUUGUUGGAGAUGUCGUUCAUCUAUCCAUCGGGGACCAAGUUCCAGCUGAUGGGAUUUUCAUAUCAGGAUAUAGCUUGUUGAUCGAUGAGUCAAGUUUGUCUGGAGAGAGCGAGCCAGUAAAUAUACACAAAGAAAAACCUUUUCUUCUUGCAGGAACAAAAGUGCAAGAUGGGUCAGGUAAAAUGCUAGUGACUACUGUCGGUAUGAGAACAGAAUGGGGUAAGUUAAUGGAAACUCUGAGUGAGGGGGGAGAAGAUGAGACCCCACUUCAGGUGAAGCUGAAUGGUGUUGCCACAAUCAUUGGUAAGAUUGGUUUGGGUUUUGCUGUGUUGACAUUUGUGGUGUUGAUAGUAAGGUUUCUCGUGGAGAAAGCACUUCACAAUGAGUUCACACACUGGUCUUCCAGUGAUGCAUUAGCGCUUUUGGAUUAUUUCGCCAUUGCAGUAACUAUAAUUGUUGUCGCAGUUCCUGAAGGACUACCACUGGCAGUGACAUUGAGUCUUGCCUUUGCAAUGAAGAAGUUAAUGAACAACAGGGCACUUGUGAGGCAUCUUGCAGCAUGUGAAACAAUGGGUUCUGCUACUUGCAUUUGCACGGACAAGACAGGAACGUUAACGACAAACCGUAUGGUAGUUGAUAAGAUAUGGAUAUGUGGAGAAGCCAAAGAAAUAAAGGGUAGUGGAGGAAGAGAUAUAUUGAGUUCGGAUAUAUCAGAAAAUGUUAUAACCACCCUUUUGCAGGGUAUAUUUCAAAAUACAGGCUCUGAGGUGGUGAAGGGUAAAGAUGGAAAGAAUUCAAUUUUGGGCACGCCAACUGAAUCUGCAUUGUUAGAAUAUGGGUUGCUUCUAGAUGGUGAUUUUGAUGCUCAACGCCGGGAUUAUAAGAUGUUAAAGAUUGAGCCUUUCAAUUCUGUGAAGAAAACAAUGUCUGUCCUUGUGGCUCUCCCCGAUGGUGGCCUCCGAGCAUUUUGCAAAGGUGCAUCAGAGAUAAUCUUAAAAAUGUGUGACAAGAUUGUCAACAGCAGUGGAGAACCGGUUCAUAUGUCAGAAGAACAGACUAGGGAUGCCACAAAUGUCAUAAACAGUUUUGCCUCUGAAGCUUUGAGGACUCUCUGCCUGGCAUACAAGGAUAUUGAUGGUGAUUUCAAUGAAAAUAGUAGCAUCCCUGAUAGCGGCUAUACGCUGAUAGCAGUUGUUGGGAUUAAGGAUCCAGUUCGCCCAGGUGUCAAGGAGGCAGUUAGAACUUGUUUGGCAGCUGGAAUUACUGUUCGCAUGGUCACUGGUGAUAACAUCAACACAGCUAAAGCCAUUGCUAGAGAAUGUGGUAUACUCACUGAAGGUGGUUUAGCCAUAGAAGGACCAGAUUUUCGCAGCAAAUCUCCUGAGGAAUUGGAGCAUAUAAUACCCAGAAUUCAGGUAAUGGCUCGGUCCUUGCCUUUAGACAAGCACAAGCUGGUAACCCAUUUAAGGAAUAUGUUUGAAGUUGUUGCGGUAACUGGUGAUGGGACUAAUGAUGCUCCUGCUUUGCAUGAAGCAGACAUUGGUCUUGCUAUGGGAAUAGCAGGAACAGAGGUCGCAAAAGAAAACGCUGAUGUGAUCAUAUUGGAUGACAAUUUCAAAACCAUAGUAAAUGUGGCCAAAUGGGGACGCGCAGUAUAUAUCAACAUUCAAAAGUUUGUGCAGUUCCAGUUGACUGUCAAUGUCGUUGCUCUUGUGAUCAACUUCGUUUCUGCAUGCAUAUCAGGAUCUGCUCCUCUAACUGCCGUGCAGUUGCUUUGGGUGAACCUGAUCAUGGACACGCUAGGUGCAUUGGCACUGGCUACAGAACCACCAAGUGAUGGGCUUAUGAAUAGGCCUCCUGUUGGGAGGGGAGUGAGUUUUAUUACCAAUGCCAUGUGGAGAAACAUAAUCGGUCAGAGCAUUUAUCAAUUGGCUGUCCUUGGAACUUUCAAUUUUGAUGGGAAGAAUCUUUUGAGACUUGAAAGUUCAGAUGCUACUGAUGUUCUUAAUACUUUCAUAUUCAACACCUUUGUGUUUUGCCAGGUGUUUAAUGAGAU
This is a messenger RNA of Camellia sinensis, 2845 nucleotides long. The record is from RefSeq and is a predicted model, not a curated record. NCBI's taxonomy places the organism in Eukaryota, Viridiplantae, Streptophyta, Magnoliopsida, Ericales, Theaceae.